AUGCACUCCUUUAUGCCGGACUGGAAGUUCGUUAACGAGGCUGCAGAACAAAUCCUGCACAAGGGAUUCAAUGGGGAUCUAUAUCAGCGACUAGGAGGAGCUUUUAUUGCUUCAGAGGCCCAACCCAUAGCACAGGGUCAAGCGUCCGUCGCCUUUCGCUUUAUCAACAAGCACCACUUGGCAUUAAAUUUCAGCACAACACCCUCUCUUGCACGGCUUAUCAUUGCGAUCUUGGAUGGCUCAUGGACACCGGAGCGUGGUGAGAGGAACGAGACCGGAUUUUUGCUGCUUUGGAGGAACCAGGAAAACACCAUCACAUAUCCCAUUCCACCUUCAAGCUUUCUUCUUCGCUACAUCUCAGCACUAUUGCACAUCAACAUAUUCCUGUUUGACACCGCCGCCCGCCCCAUUGUCAUCACCCAUCCCUAUCCAAAAGGAGUUGUCGGUAUUCUUCAUGAUGCAUCGUCAAUUCUGGGAUACUCGGACUACAAUGUACUCGGACCAACUCGUACGGAACAGGACGAUCUUUUCAUUGAUCUACGGCCACCAACACCCCCGUCUCUACCACUUCCACCAGGACCUGCCGCGACAUUCCGAACCGCCAAACGACCGCGCCAGCAGAGAGAAGGAUGCGAGAUCGACAGGGUCGCACUAGAGACCAUCUACAAGGAGGAAUGUGAGGCCCGAGUCAAGAAGGAGGCGGCCGAUCAGUGCCGCACGGCGAAGAAGCGUGCAAAGAAGGAGGCAGAUCCGAGGGAAGCAUUGGAGAAGGCACAUAUUGAUGCAAAGCAAGCGGAAGAGAAACGUGUAAGAACGCCUCGGGGAGUCAUGAAUGAAACUGCUCGACGCGUUCGCCAACACUGCGGCAUCAACGACGAAGAGGACUUUACCAACCAUCACGCAUCGAUGAUGAUUACCCACCCUAUUGGAGAACCUCAGACCGUUACUGGACGAGCUCUAGCGACAUAUAAGGCGGCCUUAUCAAGACACUUUGACAUGGCAUGGAUCGAGGAACAGGACCACAUAUCUGAUCCUACCGUUGCUUCAGCAAACUCAACAACUAUCGCCCUAACCCCAUCGGACAUCGACGCCCAGGAUGACAACAGCAUUCGCACUAUUACCCUACCUCUUGCGAAGCUGCUCAGGACGGAUCUCCCCACGAAGGAUCAAGAUUACAUCACCAAGAGGCUAAACGACGUACAGGGUGAGGUGUCUGACUUUAUGGAAUCCGUUGCCAUGGGAGCGGACGACUACUUCAAGGAGAACCCGAUCGUGGAAGCGGGAGUCAUUACUCCGGAGUGGCAACAGAUUGUAUCCGAUGCUACGGAGUUGAAGCCCCGAGUGAAGGAUCCGGCAACCUUGCUAUCCCAGGAUUAUUUGCAGUACCUUGGAGUUCGGAUUCCAGAAUUGAGACGUGCGAGGAAGACCCCCAAGACUACCACCCACCCCUUGUGGGAUACAGUGCUUGAAAGCAUCUAUAGCGGGAAGCUGGUACCACAAGCCUGGGAUGAUUCAAGGCAUCCUGACUCACCCUCAUCCAACCUCUUCAAGAUCAUUCCAAGCUUGUCUCAAGCCUCUGGUUCCGGCGCUGUGGAUGAUGCCUAUGCUGCUGCUGAUGCCAAUGUCGAGGUCGGAUACCAGUCAGAGGACUCAUCGAAGGAAAGCCUGGGGGGCUUGACGGCCACACUCAUGCGAGAGUACGCUACGAACAUCAAGAUGAUAUGGUCUGGAGACAUUUACGAGAGGUUGAGACGGUACGUGGUGCACAAUGUUCUCCGACUCAAUCUACGACCCCAGAGCGAGGAGAAACACCGCAUCCAAAAGCGGAAGCGUGCUAUCAAGAAGGCCGAGGAGAUGAAGGAGGCGUCGGCAUCGGCAAGCCAAAAGCGUCGAGAGUCCCUGAGGAACUGGAAAAGGCGAAACCAGGACCUAUUCAAUCAACUUGAUCACGCAUUUGAUACUAGUCGAGACGAGGAGCGCAUCAACAAGAUUUUCGGGCUCAUUGACAUCCAUCAAGAGCGGCGGCCAGGAGUCAAGGAGCAGAACAAGUCACGUGGACUCACCCAAAGCGACGACUACGAGACGGACUCGGAGUUUGACGGCUCAGACGACUCAGACGACGAUAUGGAUACUGAGUUGGUUGUUUCGGGCUCGAGCAAGAGCAGCGAUGAUGUUUUAAUGCCUUGCACUCACACAGCAGAUCAAGAUUGCGAGAUGGGGGUCAUGGAGGAGCAGUCAGAUGCCAGUCGCUCUAUUAAUGCAGAGGCUCAGAGCAGUGGUCCGUCUGAAUCUGUGGCACGCUCCUCAACAGGACCAAAGGAGCCGACAUCAAAGAAGCUCCGAGGUCUAGAAGCAGUAGCUAUCAGGUUGCUGGAAUUGCCAGACUCGAACAUACCCAUCACCGAAGAGACAGUCAAGGCGAAGCUCUACGAGCCUGAGAUGUACAGCACGGAGGAGAUUUUGGCCGUCUUGCGGCUAGUGACAUUACUGAGACCGUUUACCCCUAAGAAGGCCCACUCAGGACCCCAGUCAACUUCCUAUCCAAAGAGCGUCUUGACUUUGGGGCCGUUUGUGUAUAUUGCAAAUGCAAUCUUGAGAUCGGCGGGAUACAAGGAUUUCACCCGUAGGAUUUGCCCAGUUCCUGCUGUUGGGAAUCGGCAUGCUGUGCCGUUGGACGCGUCAGGGGUGUAUGACAUAUUUGGCGGGCGAGCACCAGGACGCUUCGAUAUCAAGGGCCCAAGUGGUCGAGUAAUCACCACGUCGACCGUCGCGAGACUGUCUACCGAUCAUCGCAAAUAUGUUUUCGGUGGACUUUUCAAUAUGGCCAUCAUCGACGAUGCCUGCACGAAACAUGGACUUGAGUUCGCACAAAGAAUGACGUACGUCGACUUUUACACAGUACGCAUCACGGGACGACGGGCGAUAACGGGACCAAACCGCCACUUCACCAACAGUGCGUACGAAGACAAGAAGAAGAAGCAUGUUAAGCCAUCAGGUGUAAUCAACUGGACGUCGGAACUACUGGAAACCGGGCACACCCCUCAAUCUGCAGCCAAAGCGUCGGAGGAGAUCAAGAUUGUUCAGGAUCGUUUGGUCACAGAGCUACAACCCCUCAAGAAGGGCCUCAAGGCAGCCACGACGGUCAGGAGAGAAAAGGACCGCACCCUUCGUCACUAUGAAGGACACGACCAGAGACACAAAAAGGGAAUCUACCAGAACCUACAGGAGGCACGAAAAGUCGUCAACAACCUGAAGAAGAAGAUCGUUCCUCUCGAGGCUGAGAUCCGGGAAAAGAAGUAG
Molecule: messenger RNA, 3300 nt
Organism: Linnemannia hyalina
Lineage: Eukaryota; Fungi; Mortierellomycota; Mortierellomycetes; Mortierellales; Mortierellaceae
Source: the annotation of a GenBank genome assembly